AUGGUGGAGAUUAUCGGCGAUGUGCAGCUUGAUGGUGUAGAACUUGAUUCAAUGGAGGUGGAAAGAUCAGAAAAGGUUACCGGUGGAGAGAUCUGGCCUGUUGUUGAUGAUGAUGAUGAUCGGAACCAUGAAAAUAUCUUCAUUGACAUCAACGAGCCUUCCAUCUUCUACAACGACUUUCCUCCACUAACAGAUUUCCCUUGCAUGUCCUCUUCUUCUUCAACAUCCUCAACUCCGGCGGCGGCGAAUCCUAUUGCCACGUCAUCCUCGUCCUCCUCUUGGGCCAUCAUCAAGUCCGAUGUAAAAGAAGACCAUGAAAAGGAUACGAAUCUUUUGCAUGCAGGACAUCCGUUUAAGGCCGCCGUUCAGGCAAAAACAGGGGAUGGUGGGAUCUGUGGUAUCAAUUGCAUGGACGAUUAUUUCAGGGAGAAUUUCGGGUACAUGGAUUCUAUGGACUCAAACGAGAUCUGGGAUCCUUCAUCUAUCUUUCAGAUUGAAGAUGAUCAGAAGAGAGACAGUGAAAACAACAAUUCAGAUGACCUGGGAAAAGUGUUCUACGAAUGGCUGAAAUCAAACAAGGAACAUAUCACCGCCGAAGACGUGCGAAACAUUAAACUCCGAAAAUCAACAGUCGAAUCCGCCGAGAAAAGAUUGGGUUCAUCAAAAGAAGGCAAGAAACAAUUGCUCAAACUCAUCCUUGAUUGGGUACAACAGUCUCAGCUUCAGAAACGUCGCAUGCGUGAAGAAUCCGAGAUGGCCGUAGCAGCAGCUGAAUUGACAAACCAAACAAACCCUAAUGUAUCGACUUGGCUUCCACCUCAGCAGCCCUACCCGGUCUCUCCGGUCAUGGUCGGUUACAUGGCUCCGGAAACAUAUUCUAGUAAUAUUGUGAAUCAUCAUCCGACAGCUUCUGAGUACCACCAUCACCCACAUGCUCCAGAACCUCCACAGACUUGGCCGCCGGCGAUUAGGAGUGGAAGUUUUACGGCGGCUAUGGUGGAAUACAGAAGAACUAAACACCAAUAUCCUUAUCCUGCUCAUUAUUAUCGUGGUCUGAAUGGGGAGAAAUUAGUGAGGUUAGGUUCAUCUGCCACCAAAGAAGCAAGACAGAAGAGAAUGGCAAGGCAGAGACGAUUUAAAUCUCGUCAUCCCCGACAUAAUCAUCAAAACCAUCAUCAACCCACCUCUCGAAAUCUGAAUCAGACUGUUGACGAACAAGGGUCUAUGAUUCUUGGACCAGAUACUUUUGCAAAUGGAAAUUCCCAGACAAAUUCGGCGACGCAUUCCAACUGGGUUUACUGGCCGGCCUCAGGUUCUGGUAUUCCGGUGAUGACUGCAGAUGAACAGCCGGCACAGCAGCAUCCAAUUAGUACAGUUGAUACAGUGAGGCCACAACAACAGAAGAGGCUGCAGUUAUCAAUACAAAGAAGACAGGGCUUUAAAUCUGAGAAGAACUUGAAGUAUCUUCUACAGAAGGUAUUGAAGCAAAGUGAUGUGGGCAAUCUAGGAAGAAUAGUUCUACCCAAGAAAGAGGCUGAAACCCAUCUUCCAGAAUUGGAAGGUAGAGAUGGAAUUUCAAUUGCUAUGGAAGACGUUGGAACUUCUAGGGUUUGGAACAUGCGAUACAGGUAUAGGUUUUGGCCCAACAACAAAAGCAGGAUGUAUCUACUUGAAAAUACAGGAGAUUUUGUGCGUGCCAAUGGGCUCCAAGAAGGGGACUUCAUUGUGAUUUACAAAGAUGUCAAGUGUGGAAAAUAUUUGAUAAGAGGGGUGAAAGUAAGGCAGACUGAAGAAAUGAUGGAAGUAAAGAAACCAGCUAAGGGCCAUAGGAGCCAUAGAUAUGCAUUGGGUAACACCUCCACAACCUCUUUACAGCUCUAA
This is a messenger RNA of Impatiens glandulifera, 1881 nucleotides long. Its product is annotated as B3 domain-containing transcription factor ABI3. NCBI's taxonomy places the organism in Eukaryota, Viridiplantae, Streptophyta, Magnoliopsida, Ericales, Balsaminaceae. The transcript is spliced from 6 exons. Gene Ontology annotation, molecular function: DNA binding; DNA-binding transcription factor activity. The coding region runs from base 1 to 1881 and encodes 626 amino acids. The record is from RefSeq and is a predicted model, not a curated record.